AGCACAUUUUAUAGUUGUAUAGUAACUAAGCGGCCUUAAAAACACUAGAAAUUUCGAGAAAAACGUGUUUUGUUCAAAACGACUAUAAACAAACCAUUUUAUUAUUGACAGAAUUGCGUGAAACAUAUAUUUAGCAAUUAUAUAAAUAUGGCCAAAUGGGGAGAGGGUGAUCCACGAUGGAUUGUGGAAGAAAGACCGGAUGCUACAAAUGUAAACAAUUGGCACUGGACUGAGAAAAAUGCAACCAACUGGUCAAAAGACAAACUAAAAGAACUCUUGACAGGUCUUGUGAUAGAAACUGAAGAAGGAAGAUGUGAAAUUACCUCAGUAAGCAGUAUAGAAGGGGAGGCUUCUGCUAAUAAUAGGAAAGCCAAGUUAAUAUUCUUCUAUGAGUGGGUCAUCAAUGGAGAGUGGUCAGGAAUUAUGAAGGAGAGUGAUAAAAAGUACAAAGGGAAAUUUGAUGUUCCUAACCUUAGCGAGGAACAUGAGCCAGAUGAAAUCGAUGUUAAUGUUUCUGUUGAAAAAGAAAAAGACGAUGGCUUGAAAUUAAAAGAAAUCAUGCGCAAAACUGGGACACCAUUGAUGCAAAAGCAGUUUGCAACCUAUAUCAAAUGUUUAAAAGAAGAAUACAGCCAAAAUGUGAUACUACCAACAAAGAAUCAGGCAAAUGAAAAGAAAACUACAGAAGAAGUUCUCAAUGCGAAAGUAGAGAUGAGUAAGAUGGUGAUCAACAGCUCACAUGCUGCAGAUAAAACAUCAGUGGGAGUGAAAAUUGACACCAAGACAGUGACCCUGGAAGAGGAGUUUGUGUGUGCCCCACCCCAGCUCUACAGAGUGUUCACUGAUAAGGAGAUGGUGCAGGCCUUCACGGGGGGUUCAGCCAUCUAUGAGGUAGAGAAGGGUGGACGCAUCUCGCUCAUGAAUGGCUAUGUCACUGGAGGAUUUGUAGAACUGGUUAGUACUGGACUCAAUGUUAAUGGCUAUGUCACUGGAGGAUUUGUAGAACUGGUUCCAGAAGAGAAGAUAGUGAUGAGGUGGCGAUUAAAAACCUGGCCGGACGUGCAUUUCUCAGAGGUGACGCUUGAGUUUAAGGAGAAGGACGGCAGUACAUUAUUAAAAGUGAAACAAACUGGAGUGCCCAGCAGUGAAUAUGAAAAGACAAUCGAAGGCUGGAAGGUGAACUAUUGGCAGAGAAUCAAGCAAACUUUUGGAUUUGGAUCUCAUAUAUUUUGAUGAGCUGCCUUGUUUUCUAGUAUUUUGCAUGGUCAACGUUUUUAUUUUCAAAGGAGUUCCAAGUCUCUGUAUGAGGUUACAUGUAACCCUUUACCACUUAGAAACGUAUUUUGAUGCAUUUGUGGUCCCUCAGAAAGUUAAAUUUAAUUAAAAACCUUUCUUACUUGAUUCAACUUUUAAAGACUUCAUUUUCAACCCUAAGAUACUGAUGCGCAACUGACAGCAUAAAUCCUGGACAGACUGCGAGUUACUGGCAAACUGUUCUGGAUUUUAUGCUGUUUUCACAUAGCCAUUUUCACUUUGCUUCUAAGUGUGAAAAUGAUAAGGGAGUGAAUUUGUACUGUACUGUUGAAAUGUGUUGUUACUGCAAGAAGGGUAAUAGAGAACUUUCACACAAUUGCCUACAUGCUACCAUGUAUUAACUUUUUUUUCAAUCAAAACUAAACAAAGAAGUGAAAUAAUAGCUCUUGAAACAUUGGUUUGUUGAGAAAUAUUAUGGUGAUUGUCUGUGUACUUUUUGCUACAAAACACACUUAUAACAAUUAACAUAUUAUCAUUUAAAGUGUUUCUUUGUUUAACAAGUAUGGAUGAUUUCUGUACUUAGCAAUUUGAGAACCCAGUCAUUAUUAUUAAUGAUUCAGUAAUUGAGUGUUGACUAUGCCUUGUGUUGUAAACUUUGAAAACAUUAUAAACCACUGCAACAUGUAAUAAAAAAAAUCAGUGUACAAUGUUUAAGUAUUGCUGAGACCUCCUGACUUAUUUAAAAUAUAAAAAGCCAAGAAAGUUGGCUUGGUUGUUAUUAUUAACUAAUAAAAACGCAUGAUCUCAUAUACAGUUGCCCAUAUUGCAUCUUACACACAUAAUUUACUUUUGCUUUGAAGUAGCUUCAACUAUAAAGUAAAGGAAACAUUUGUACAAUUCAAUUCGGUAUCAUUUCUGUUAUUCAACAUUCAUAAAACCUUGUACACUAAAUUGUAGACACUUAAAUUUUAAGAUCGACAUUGUUAAAUGGAUGAUUGCGUCUGCCGUCAUACACGUACGGCAGAUGCUUUGUUGCAAGUGUAUUCACAGAAAGACAGCUCACAUUUGCAGUCUUAAAUGAUGAGCGAAUGUUCCUAAAGUGUGUGUAUGUAUUGUUUAACUGAAAACACUUGAUAUUCUUACUUUGAUUUGCUGAAAUAAAGAUGCAAAUUACACUGAA
Molecule: messenger RNA, 2434 nt
Organism: Dreissena polymorpha
Lineage: Eukaryota; Metazoa; Mollusca; Bivalvia; Myida; Dreissenidae
Product: activator of 90 kDa heat shock protein ATPase homolog 1-like
Exons: 9
Coding region: 148-1233 (361 amino acids)
Biological process (GO): positive regulation of ATP-dependent activity; protein folding
Cellular component (GO): cytosol
Molecular function (GO): protein-folding chaperone binding; ATPase activator activity
Source: RefSeq, a predicted model, not a curated record